AUGUCUACUGCGAUUGGGAUCGAUUUAGGGACCACCUAUUCAUGUGUGGCAGUAUUUCAACAUGGAAAAGUUGAGAUAAUUGCAAAUGAUCAAGGUAAUCGAACUACGCCAAGUUAUGUCGCGUUUACCGACUGUGAACGAUUGACGGGAGACGCAGCUAAAAACCAGGCCUCCUUGAACCCGGAAAAUACCGUAUUCGACGCAAAGCGAUUAAUUGGCCGAAAAUUCACUGACCAAUCCGUCCAGAGUGACAUGAAGCAUUGGCCGUUUAAAGUUGUGAACAGCCCUGGCGACAAACCACAAAUUCAGGUCGAGUUCAAAGGAAACCAAAAACUUUUCUCUCCCGAAGAGAUCAGUUCGAUGGUGCUGGGCAAGAUGAAAGAAACAGCAGAGUCUUAUCUCGGUAAAAAGAUUACAGAUGCUGUGGUCACAGUUCCCGCUUAUUUUAACGAUUCCCAAAGACAAGCCACUAAAGACGCGGCUUCAAUUGCAGGCCUCAAUGUACUGCGAAUUGUCAACGAACCCACAGCGGCAGCUCUUGCUUACGGACUUGACAAGAAUCUUUCGAAAGUGAAGAAUAUCCUCAUCUUUGAUUUGGGUGGAGGUACAUUCGACGUUUCUAUCUUGACCAUCGACGAAGGUUCUCUGUUUGAGGUGAAGGCUACGGCCGGAGACACGCAUUUAGGGGGCGAGGAUUUCGACAAUAGAAUAGUCGACUAUUUUGUGCAGGAAUUUCAACGAAAGUAUCACAAGAACCUCAAGGACAACCCGCGUUCAAUCCGACGCUUACGCACCGCCUGUGAACGUACCAAACGAACCCUGUCGAGCAGCACGGAAGCAAGCCUCGAGAUCGAAUCCCUUUAUCAGGGUAUUGAUUUUUACUCGAAAAUCACCCGGGCACGUUUCGAAGAUCUUUGCAGCGACCUAUUCCGGACAACUCUUGAACCGGUGGAAAAAGCAUUAAAUGACGCCAAAAUUGACAAAUCCAGUAUCCAUGAGAUUGUUUUAGUCGGCGGUUCUACAAGAAUCCCGAAGAUCCAGAAAAUGCUCCAGGAAUUUAUGAAUGAAAAGUCACUUAAUAAAUCUAUAAACCCCGACGAAGCGGUUGCAUAUGGAGCCGCUAUCCAGGCAGCCGUCCUUAGUGGAGAUACAAGCAGUUCGAUUAAAGAUGUCCUAUUGGUUGAUGUGACUCCGUUGUCUUUAGGAAUAGAGACCGCCGGUGGAGUAAUGUCUAAAAUUAUCGAACGCAACACCCGCAUCCCAAAUAAGACCUCCCAGCCUUUUACUACUUACUCGGACAACCAAUCAGCUGUGUGUGUCCAGGUGUAUGAGGGGGAGAGAGCAAUGACCAAAGAUAACAAUUGCCUCGGUAGAUUUGAACUGACCGGCAUUCCUUUAGCGCCGAGAGGAAUGCCAAAAAUUGAUGUUACAUUCGAUCUGGAUGCCAACGGCAUUCUAAGCGUAUCGGCCGAAGAAAAGAGCACGGGCAAAGCAAAUAAGAUCACAAUCACCAACAACAAGGGACGCUUGAGUAAAGAAGAAAUCGAUCGAAUGAUGGCCGAAGCUGAGCAAUAUCGCGAAGAUGAUCAAAGACAACGCGAACGAAUCGAAAGCAGAAACCACUUGGAGAAUUAUUUGUUCAGUGUAAGACAAGCCGCGACUGAGUGCAGCGACAAACUCUCUGAAGAUGAGAAAAAGACGAUAAUGGAUAAAACAGACGAGACGCUGUUGUGGCUUGAAAACAACAAUUUGGCUGAAAAGGACGAAUUCGAUCAUAAACUACAAGAAGCUCAAAAAGAAUUUUCUCCCUUCAUGACGAAAUUACACAGUUCUUAA
Acanthosepion pharaonis is the source of this 1836-nucleotide messenger RNA. NCBI's taxonomy places the organism in Eukaryota, Metazoa, Mollusca, Cephalopoda, Sepiida, Sepiidae. The record is from the annotation of a GenBank genome assembly.